AUGUCGUCCCUCAACAACGACCGCAACCAGCAGCAACCCGCCUUGGGCGACAAGAUCCAGAAGUCCUCCAACCAGUCCUCGAACCCCAGCCAGCGUAACCAGGACUCCCAGGGUCAGUACAACGAGUCCCAGGCCUCGGCUCAGUCCAUCCAGUCCGACCAGCCUGCCAACGACCAGCUGUAUGCCAACGACCAGCUGUCUGCCAACGACCAGCUGUAUGCCAACGACCAGCUGUCUGCCAACGACCAGCUGUCUGCCAACGACCAGCUGUCUGCCAACGACCAGCUGUUUGCCAACGAGCAGCUGUCAAGCAACGAGCAGAACCCCCAGCAGCAGACUGGCCAGGCCGGUCGCAACCAGAACCAGUCCGCCUAUGCCCAGGCUCAAUCGGCCCAGUCCCAGGGCAACCAGGACCAGCAGCAGGGUCAGUGGGAGCAGAACGAGUCCAACCAGCGCAUCCAGUAA
Messenger RNA from Linnemannia hyalina, 465 nucleotides. The record is from the annotation of a GenBank genome assembly. NCBI's taxonomy places the organism in Eukaryota, Fungi, Mortierellomycota, Mortierellomycetes, Mortierellales, Mortierellaceae.